Mugil cephalus (flathead mullet) is the source of this 843-nucleotide messenger RNA. RefSeq names its product basic proline-rich protein-like. The record is from RefSeq and is a predicted model, not a curated record. The transcript has 5 exons. NCBI's taxonomy places the organism in Eukaryota, Metazoa, Chordata, Actinopteri, Mugiliformes, Mugilidae. The coding region runs from base 1 to 843 and encodes 280 amino acids.
AUGGCACGGGCCGACGCAUGUCACUCAGGGUCCUUCAACCAUAUCGUGGUCUGGAAACAGAAUCGUGAAGAUGAAGCAAGGCACGUGUCCAGGCCACCCCACCACCAGGGAGUCGGGACAGCUGGAGGAACGGCGACUAGCGUCGUCAACCAGAGUCCCAGAAUAGCGAGAAAUCAGACCCAGAGCUCGCUAAGUCCCAACCCAGUAAGUACGGACGAAUACCAAAUACCGGAAGUGCGUCAAACAGGAUCAGCACCGCCAGGCGUUGCCUACCAAGCACCAAAGGGGUUGGGAGAACCAGAGAGAGCGGUGGCCAGCACCGUCCCUCCGGAGCCCCAGACGCCCAGGAACCCGAGCCAGGACCCCCAAGCCCCUAGGGUCCCCACCAAGGACCCGGGGGAACCAGGGUUUGGGGAAAGGGCCCCUCCGGGAGGAACCCCCCCUCCCGGGGGCGUCCCUCCCCUAAGCCGCGCCCCCCCCUUCCGCAAGGCCCCAUCCCUCCAAGCGGCCGGCCCCCCAAGGGGCCCCCCCGUCAAGUCUCAGGAGGGGUCCAAGGUGGGGGUUAGGGGCCGGAAGAAACCCCACACGAUGAAAUCACCCGCGGAAGCCAUGGGCCCAAUUGGCACCGCAAGGGAUCCUUGGCCCCCUUGGGCCAACCCCAAAACUACGGUGGCCAUGCCUCAACCCGGUUCGGUCCCGGUGACGGAAGACAGGGAUCAGGGUCUCCACAGGUGGAAUCCCUCAAUUGGGCCCCACCCGCCUCACUGUGAAAAGGGUUCUUUCAGAGCGGGCAACAGGUCCUUGGGGUUCCAAAAACCAACCCCGGGCCCCGCCGGGGGCUAG